Molecule: messenger RNA, 2913 nt
Organism: Pelagomonas calceolata
Lineage: Eukaryota; Pelagophyceae; Pelagomonadales; Pelagomonadaceae
Source: the annotation of a GenBank genome assembly
GCUCCAAUAUAGCCUCUCGCGCAAGUCCGCGGACGCCCGCCGGCAGCCCCCCGCCACCUUAGACGGGCGCCCCGCAGCCUACAGAAGGCCCCAAAAAAGCCCCGGCCCGCGCCGCGCCCCCGCGCCGCGCGCCGGGCAGCCGAAAGGCGCGCGCCGCCGAUGAUGCGCGCCGAGACGCGCCAGUCGACCGCGGCGGCCGCCGGACCGCCCGCGAGCGAGCCCCCGCCCCCGAAGGCCAACUUCGAGCCGGAAGACCGGCCGAAGAAGGAGCCCACGAAGCCCGAGGCGUUUUUGGCGCGGCAGCGCCAGCUCGGGAGCCUGGGCGGGAAGUGCGCCGGUAGUGUUGGAGAGAACAAGUUCUUGGUGGAGGUCGCCGUCGACGGGCGCGCGAGGUGUCAACUGCGGACGUGCAAGGAGCCUCUCAAAAUAGGAGAAUUACGUUUAGGGAAGCGGCCGCCGUCGCGACCUGUGUGGAAAUCAAUUCUUUACGAAGUGGUGAUGAACCGGCAUCGCCACGCCAUCGAGCAAGACGAUUCAGUACGAACGCGCCGUAACACACAGGUCGCUGCGCCACGGCCACAACCCCAAGGUCACGUGGUACCACCCGGAGUGCGCCAUGAAGGCCUUUCUCGCGUGCUCCGCCAAAAGCAGAGUAGUAGAGAAAGUCGAAGAUAUCGACCACGGCUGGGACGCGCUGUCUGACACGAACAAAGCCUUCAUUCGAUCCAUCGUCGACGGCGCGCCGAAGUCGCAAGCGCCGCGCAAAAUCCAACGGAAGCCGUCGCCGCCCACCGAGAAGAUCAACGAGACGGACGAGAGCUUGUGGGUGCCGAAGCGGGGCGACGACUGCUACAGUUUGUGGCGGGGAGUCUGGUACCCGGCGAAGAUCGUGAGCGUGAUCCGAGACACCUACGAGGUCCAUUAUAGUGGAUGGGGCACGCAGCACGACCACUCGACGUCGCGGAAGCACUUAAGACACAAGGACUACGACUUCGACCUCGACGACCCCAGCGCGCCGAAGCCGGCGCCCCAGCCCUCGCAACACAUCCUCCGGUCGAACCAGCAGCCCGAAAGUCCGGACGCCGGCCGCACGGGCUUGUACCGGUCGCCGGAAAAGGGCUCGGACGGCGCGCCGUUGCACAACAUGUUGGAUCUGUUCGCCGAAUCUUCGGAUGAGGAGGACGAGAAGGACUCGCGGAAAGCGUGUGAAUUGAGAAGGGUCGGCGGGCCCUGGCGGAGGUUUAGUUCGAGAAAAGCCGCCGCGAAGGCAUUUCCCGGUGCCAUUACCUCCUCCGACGUCUCGCGACUCAUCGCCGCCCCCGAUAAAUGUCCCCGCAGAGUGAGGGACGCCUUCGAGGCGAGGGAGGUGCGGUCCAUGAAGCGCUGCCCGGCGUGUGGGGUUGAGCGCGCCCAUCCCGCCAUGUUCCGCGACGACACCGGCCGCUCGACGAAGAACUGCAAGAAGUGCCCCCAGGAACUCGAGGAGAACCCCUACGCCAAGACCUAUGGCAAACGGCCCACGGCGCCGCCCACGGCCCAUUCGGCGCCGGGCCCCGCCUGGGAGCACCGUUCCGUACAAAAGCGCAAGCGGCCGGGCGGGCUGCGCGCCGCGCCGCCGACGAAACGGCGCGCCGAUCUGGGCUACGAGCCCUCCUCGUCGAAGAGUGGUGGUCUCAGGGACGUCCUCCAAGCGGCCCAAGCGCUCGCGCCGCCGCCGCCCGGCUCCAAGAAGACGGGCCCCGUGCCCGUGAAGUUGAGUGCGGUCAAGGUCAAACAAUUACUCAUGACGGACAAGGCGGACAUGAGAGGGGAAGAAUUGUGCGCCGCGUUGGACGCGGGCGGCCCGAACCAGACCCAGGACGACUACGGUAGAUGUGGUGGCAUGUUGAGUGGAAGGUUGGGGCCGAACAAGUUCUGCGUGGACUACGAGAGACAGAUCCGGUCGAAGUGUAAGCGGCUGCGGUGCAAGCGGUCGUUCAACGAUGGUGAAUUACGCGUUGGUAAAAUACCACCUAGGGCGAGAAAAGAUGUACCAGCUAGACGGGUCCACUGGUACCACCCCGCUUGUAUUUUCAAGAGCUUUGAGCGCGCUUCCAAAAAGACGAAGACGAUCGACACUGUGGAGGACAUGGAGGGCUUCGCCGAGCUCAAGGAGGCGGACAAGGCCGACCUGACCUCGCGCGUCGCGGCCUGGGUCGCGCGCAAGGCGGCGAUGAACGCCAACUACAAGCCCAAGAAGCGCAAGCGCCGGGGCGGCGACUGGCUGCCGUCGCCGACACAAUCCUUCGACAACACGGCGUCCUUUGAUGAUGGAGAGGAGGACGACGGUGAAGAGGAGGCCGACGAGGAGGCUGUGGACUUGCUGGUGGGCCUCACGCAGCAGCGGCCCGCCGUCGCGCGGUCGCCGCACGACGAGGGCGCGGCCGAGCUCCUCGCGGCGCUCGCCGGGUCGCCGCCGCCUCCAUCAAACGCGGCGGCGCCCUCCUCCACUGAAACGUUCGCCGUCGGCGACGUCGUCGAGGCGAAUUUUGAAGGCGCGGGACACUGGUACCCCGGCAGAAUUGCGUCGUUGGACUCCGGGAGCUAUGAAAUUGCCUACGACGACGGCGAGAGCGAGUCGGGCGUCUCGCCGGCCGACGUGCGGCGCGCGCCGGCGCCGCCCCCCGCGGGCGGCGGUUAUGUGGAUGCGGUCCUCACGGCGCCGCCGGCAUCAACAGAGGAGAUCGCGCACUCCGAGGCCCCGAAGCCCGCCGAACCCCCAUCCACGGUCAUCACGCCCCCCGCGACGCAGUCGCGGCCGCAGCUCGACGACGAGAAGGAGCGGCUGCGCCUCGAGCGAGACGCUGCUCGUAGAGAGCUCGAGGCCCUCAAGGCGCAGCUAGCUCAACAAUCCUCCUCUGCUUAACAACACAC